Messenger RNA from Amoebophrya sp. A120, 472 nucleotides. The record is from the annotation of a GenBank genome assembly. NCBI's taxonomy places the organism in Eukaryota, Dinophyceae, Syndiniales, Amoebophryaceae.
GGAUGACCGUGCCUUCUGCGAUGGACGGCUUCUCGCACCUACGGAAAGCCUGGAUAAAGCAGCGGCAGGCCAAGAACUCUACUGCGGUGUAUUCUGCCGCUCCUGCGGCACCAGAAAUCAACGCAGAAGUGUCCUCGUCAACAUCUCCCGAGAAGCGCCCUGGCAACGGGAUGUCAGCUGAUGUAGUUCUUGACAGAAGUAGUGGCUCUAGUACGCCUAGUGAUCCAACGAUCGCAGCUGUUUCCGCACUGUCUCCUGGUAACACCACGACGAAGAACACGGAGCGACAUAAUUACCGUGCAUCAGCAACAGCAUCUCAUGAACCGGGUGAAGACACAACAAGCUUCACGACGAAUCUCCGUGAGGCGUUUUGGGGCCUUGUCUCCUCCUCGGCUGAUCGCCUCGUGGCGGUUGUACGAGGGCCUGUCCCCGCCCCUGCGUUAGGCAAAAAAUACUCUGGUCUGAGUUCGAC